Messenger RNA from Bombyx mori (domestic silkworm), 15039 nucleotides. RefSeq names its product low-density lipoprotein receptor-related protein 1 (gene LRP1). The transcript has 82 exons. Gene Ontology annotation, biological process: receptor-mediated endocytosis. Gene Ontology annotation, cellular component: apical plasma membrane; plasma membrane; signaling receptor complex. Lineage: Eukaryota; Metazoa; Arthropoda; Insecta; Lepidoptera; Bombycidae. The record is from RefSeq and is a predicted model, not a curated record. Gene Ontology annotation, molecular function: protein binding; calcium ion binding; hormone binding. Bases 289 to 14214 code for a protein of 4641 amino acids.
GUAUUAUCUGUGGGUGAAUAGGUGAAUUAGUAGAAGGCUGCCGGCCGUCGCUUGCUGGAGCUUUUGUUUGCUAUAUUCGUACUAUCGGAGUGUUAGUUUUUGUUUUGAAUUGAGCUUAACUUUCAAUGAGAUAUUUUUGUCACCGUUACAUACCGGUUCAUGUAUGUGCGCGAAAUUAUCGAGUAUCUUUUAGCACAAUGAACAAUCCAGGAUUAGUUGAGCUUUAAUACGAGAGAGAGCUUUGUUUCCACGCAAUGCUUGUGUCCGUUUGUGUGAAUUAGAUCUGGAAUGAUGCCACCUCUCCGAGUGGCCUGGGUAGUUUGCACUAUACUUUUGUGUCCUUCGUCUGGCCUGGAAGCAGCGGCGCAGUCUGAGAGCGUCGAGGCCCGAAGCUCAACACCAGUCGCAGGCGCAGCGGCGGCGGUGCGGGGCUGCGGCGAGGGCGAGUGGCGGUGCGCGGACGGAGCGCGCUGCGUGCCGCGGGCGUGGCGCUGCGACGGCCGCCCGCACUGCGCCGACGGAUCCGACGAGCUGGACUGCACGUGGAACACGACAUGCCGCGAGGGUCAGUUCCGCUGCGCCACGAGCGGGCUGUGCAUCGCGGCGAGCUGGCGCUGUGACGGCGACGCGGACUGCGGGCCGCGGGACAACUCCGACGAGGACCCAUACAUGUGUGAGAAAGACUUCAAAUGUCGCGGUAACUGGGCUCGGUGUGCCACUCCCGUGGGAGGGCAGUUCUCGUGCGUGCCCAUCGUGCAGUUCUGUGACGGAGAGCGACACUGCGCCGACGGCAGCGACGAGUGGGACAUCUGCGAUAACUUCACGGUGUCCAGCUGCGCGCCCCUCCGCUGCGAAGUGGGCUGUCGGCCCACUCACGACGGGCUGGCCUGCUACUGUAAGCCGGGGUACGAGCAGAGAGAGGGGAAGUGCGCCGACACCGACGAGUGCCUCCUGGAGGAGUCGUGUGCGCAGCGCUGCGCCAAUACUGCCGGGUCGUAUUCCUGCUCGUGCGGACCCGGGUUCGUGCUCGACCAAGACGGAUUUUCCUGUUUAGCACUUAAUGAUCCGGUGGGCGAGCCGAUGUCCCUCAUAGUGGCGACGCAGAGCGACGUGCGGCGGGUGUGGCCCGACGCCGCGCCGCCGUCCCGCCACGCCGCGCCGCCUUCCCGCUACGCCGCGCCGCCGUCCCGCCACGCCGCGCCACCGUCCCGCCACGCCGCGGUCGCCGCGCUCGACGUGCGGGCCCUGCACUACAACUAUGAUAACAGGUCGAUCUGCUUCGUGCAUCACAUCGUGUCCCGCUCGUCGCUGCUGUGCGUGGACGCAGACGACUUCUCCAAGAGGACGUCUCUGCCCGACCCGGAUUUCUUCCCGGACUUGGACACUGUGAACGCAGUGGCCGUGGACUGGGUGUCGGGGUCGUGGUACGUGUCGGACGGCGGGCGCGAGGCGCUGUACGUGUGCGCGCGGUCGCUGGCCCCGUGCCGGCUGCUGCUGGACGCCGCGCUCAGCAAGCUGCACGGGCUCGCGCUGGACCCGUCGCCGCCGGCCGGGUACAUGUUCUGGACGGUGUGGGGCGCGUCUCCGCCGGGUGUGUACCGCGCGUUGCUGUCGGGCGAGGGUCGAGUGGCGGUGGCCGCCCUCAAGUUGGUCUACCCCUCGGCCCUAACGCUGGACCCGGCCCAGCAGCAUCUCUACUGGGUCGACACAUAUCUCGAGUGCGUCGAGAGAACUGACUACGACGGACAUAACAGGAAGACCAUCCACAGGGGAUAUGUCAGCCAAAGGCUGUCCCACAUCGCGGUGUUCGAGUGGAGGCUGCUGCUGCCGAUGUGGGGCAACAGGUCGGUGGUUGCGGUGUCGCGGUACAGCCGCCCGCACCCGCGCGAGGACACGCCGCUCGACGCGCGACCCACCGCCGUGCUCGUCUACCACCGACAGAUACAACCCAAAGUGCAACACCCGUGCGGCGUGCACAACGGCGGGUGCGCGCACAUCUGCGUGUCGGGGUACCGCGGCGGCGCGCCGCACGCCCGCUGCCUGUGCGCGCACGGGUACCGCCGCGCCGGCCACGGAGACUGCCUGCGUGUCGAGUUGGAGAGCAACCUGGUGGUGUGCCGCGGGUCGCCUCCUAUGGUGCAGGUGCUGGCGGUGGGGGCGGCGGGCGGAGAGGGCGCAGCCCCCGCGCUGCACGGCUCCCGCCCCGCCGCCGCGGACAUCGACCUCGACCAGGGCUGGCUCUACUACUGCGAUGUGCACAAGUACGAGAUAGUGAGGCAGCGGCUGGACGGGUCGGGCCGGGAGGUGUUCCUGGGACAAAACGUCGACAACUGCGAGGGGAUCGCCAUCGACUGGAUGGCGCGCAACAUAUACUGGACGGACGACGCCCUGGGCCUGGUGUCGGUGGCGCGGCUGGAGGGCGGGGGGGCGCCGGCGGUGCUGGUGCGGGGGGUGCGGGCGCGCGCGGUGGCGCUGAGUCCGCGCGCGGGCGACAUGUACUGGGCGGAGUGGUCGCCGGCGCCGCGCAUACAGACGGCCCGGCUGGACGCGUCGCGGCGCCGGACGCUGGUCGCCGAGGACCUGCACUGGCCCAACGGGCUCGCCGUCGACCCCGACGACAACGCACUGUACUGGUGCGACACGUACUUGAACAAGAUCGAGCGGCUGGUGCUGUCCUCGGGCACGCGGCAGCUGGUCGCCAGGAACACUCUGCAGACGCCCGUGCUGAAGCCGUACGGGCUCGCACUCCAUGAAGAGUCCGUGAUAUGGAGCGAGCACGGGACGGGCGCGAUACGCAAGCUGUCCCUGGGCAACGUCACGGUGAUCCAUCAGUUGCCUCCACCGCUUUACGACCUCAAAGUUGUCUCAAGUACUGCCAGGAUAGGUAAGAACGCAUGCUCGUUCAACAACGGCGGAUGCUCGGAGCUGUGCCUGAGCAUGGCGCGGGGGCGGGUGUGCGCGUGCGGGGGCGGGGGGCGGCUGGCGGCGGACGGCGCGUCCUGCCUCCCCCCCGCCGCGCCGCACAACGCCUCGCUCGCCCACAGCUGCCCCCCCGGACACUUCCACUGCGGACGAGGUCGCUGUAUCGACGCGCUGUACACGUGCGACGGCGACGCGGACUGCCCAGACGGCUCCGACGAGGACUCCUCGCCCACCGGACCGUGCGCCAACGUGACGUGCAACGAGGAGCAGUCGCUGAGAUGCGACACGAACAGGUGCAUCCACCGGAGCUGGGUGUGCGACGGACUCACCGACUGUAUCGACGGCGCGGACGAGAGCGCGGCGGCGUGCGCGGGCGCGGCGUGCAGCGCGGCGCAGUUCGCGUGCGCGGUGUCGCGCCGCUGCGUGCCGCACGCGUGGCGCUGCGACGGCGCGCGCGACUGCGGCCCGCACGACCACUCCGACGAGGAGGGCUGCGAGAAGCUGCAGUGCGACAGCGAGAUGUUCGAGUGCGACAACGGCGCGUGCGUCCCGUGGCAGUACCACUGCGACGCGCGCGCCGACUGCCCCGACGCCAGCGACGAGCGCGGCUGCCCCUCCGCCGCGCCCCCCGCCGCGCACCCCGCCGCGCCCCCCGCCGCGCCCCCAGCCGCGCCCCCAGCCGCGCCGCACCACACACGGCAUUCGAACAAAGAGUUGCACACGAAGCUGUGCGAUGCGGAGGAGUUCAUGUGUAACACCACCGAGUGCGUCGUGUGGCGGGAACUUCACUGCGAAUCACAAGCGGACUGCUCGGAGGGCUCCAACGGAUGGAACUGUCGGAACGAGAGCUCGACGACCCAGUCUCCCGCGGACACCAGCACGGCGGCCCCCGGCGCCGGCCCCCCGCCCGACUGCGAGCCCCCCGCGCUGCGCUGCGACAACAGCACGCGCUGCGUCCCCUUGCUGCGGCUCUGCGACGGGCUGCGGGACUGCGCGGACGGCGCCGACGAGGCCGACCGAUGCGGAGAGGACAUGUGCUCGGUGUCGCCGUGCAGCCACACGUGCCGCCCGUCCCCCGGGGGGCCGGUGUGCGAGUGCCCGGCGCGGCUGCACCUGCAGAGCGACGGCCUCACGUGCACCGCACGGGCCCCCUGCGGCGAGUGGGGCGUCUGCAGCCAGUCCUGCACCACGCUCAAGGACCGCCACCGCUGCACCUGCGACCCCGGAUACACCCUCGCCGGGGACGGCUUCACUUGCAAAGAUACAUCCGGGGAGGCGGCGCUGCUGGUGGUGAGCACGCAGCACGAGCUGCGCGCGGUGGAGCUGUCGGCGGCGGCGGCGGCGUCGCGCGCGCUGCUGUCGUCCCUCAACAACACGGUGGCGCUGGACUGGCGCCGCGACCGCCGCACCAACACCACCCACGUCUACUGGACCGACCUCCGAGACAACAAGAUAUACACCGGACAAUUACUUGACAACGGAAUAAGCCACGUGGAGGUAGUGGUAUCCUCGGGACUGACGACGGCGGAAGGUUUGGCGGUAGACUGGGUGGGUCUCAACCUCUACUGGGUCCAGAGCGAUCUUCAUCAGAUCGAGGUUUCAAAACUGGACGGCAAAUAUCGACGCACGCUCGUGUCCGGAGACAUGGACAACCCUCGAGCCAUCGUCGUCGACCCCACGGCCGGGUACAUGUUCUGGAGCGACUGGGAGCAGUCGGAGCCGCGCAUCGAGCGCAGCAGCCUGGCGGGGCGGGGGCGGGGCGCGGUGGUGCGCGCGGCGCGGGGGGCGUGGCCCAACGGCCUGGCGCUGGACGUGCGCGCCAGGAGGCUGUACUGGGCGGACGCGCGGGCCGACGCGCUGCACUCCGCCACCUACGACGGCGCCGACCCCCGCCUCGUGCUCACGCGGCACCCCGCCCUCGCGCACCCCUUCGCGCUGGCGCUGCUGGACUCGCACGUGUAUUGGAGCGACUGGCACGAGAAGGCCGUGCUGCGAGCCAACAAGUGGAACGGGUCCGACGUCACGCUCGUCCACAACACUCUCAACAAGCCCUUCGAAAUCAAGGUGAUCCACUGGAGUCGGCAGCCGCAGAUGGAACACAGCCCGUGCGAAGGCAACGGAGGCUGUUCUCACCUCUGCCUCAUCGAGUCCCCCACGGAGCGCGUUUGUGCCUGCCCUAACCUGAUGCGCCUCACACCUGAUAACGUCACUUGUCAAUCAUACGAAAAAAUCUUGCUGAUGGGUCGCAGGGGAGAGGUAAGGGGCGUGGAAGUGGAUAACCCCACGUCCCCUCUCGCUCCCCCCCUCGCCGGUCCGCUGGUCGCCGUACCCGACCCGAUACAGUUCAUUGCGAGCGAGAGGGCCAUCUUCUGGGCGGACGUGGAGACAAACGAAAUAAAGCGUUGGGAGGUGGGGGGCGGCGAGGUGGUGUCGGUGCGGGAGGGGGGCGCGCGCGGGCUGGCGGCGCACUGGGCGGCGGGCCUGCUGUACUUCGCGGCGGGGGGCGCGCUGGGGGUGAGCGACACGCGGGGGGAGCACGCCGCCCUCCUCAUACCGCACCUACACAACCUCACGUCGCUGGCCGUGCACCCUCGAAGCGGGAGCCUGUACAUGGCGUUGUCGUCGGCGGGCGAGGAUCGCAUCGAGGUGGUCCGCGGGGACGGCACCGCGCGCCGCGUGCUGCUGAGCGACCGGGAGGACCCGCUGCUCUCCGGAGCCACCGGCCUGUGCAUCGACCUGUCGAGCGAGCGCCUCUACUGGGUGAACACUGGCUCCAGCUCCAUACAGUACCUCGACCUUCGAACCUGGAAUUACACCACGCUUUCCUUGGAGAUCGGAGCUCGGCCGGUGGCGAUGGAGGUGUACGAGGGAGAAGUGAUCUACGCUGACGGGGAACAGAACCUGCUGCGCAAGUGUCACAAGGACAAAUGCGACGGCGCCUCCGUCUACCUGUCCCAGGCCGAGGGAGUGGUAUCCCUUCGAGUUUACGACGCGGCCCUACAAGAGGGCAUCGAAAGCGCGUGCAAGCUCAGGAAGCAGCCCUGCGCUCACUUGUGUCUGCCUGUCUCGGAAACACAUUCCGUCUGCCACUGCGCCACGGGGUACGUCGCCAAUGGGACGCGAUGCACAGCCGUGGACGAGGUGGUGAUGUACUCACUCAGCUGGGACGUGCGAGGGGUCGGGGUGGAGGGCGGGCCCGAUCUGUUGGCUCCUCUCCCCGGACUCUCGCUCGCCUCCUCUAUAGACUAUGUCGCAGAGGGCGAGUGGUUAUACUGGGUGGAUUCGGAGGCGGGUAGCAUCUGGCGCGUGCGUCGUGACGGAGGGGGGCGCGAGGUGGUGGUGCGCGGUGCGGAGGAGGGCGCGGGAGGGGACGAGCCGCCCUCGGACUCGCUGGGCGCGCUGGCGGUGGACUGGGCGGCCGGUAACCUGUACUGGACGGAGCCGCGACGCCGCCUGCUGCUCGCCUCGCGCCUCGACGGACAACACCUCUACGUGGUGCUCGACACCGACCCGCACCUCGUCACGCUACUGGCACUGGACGCGACGGCGGGCUGGCUGUUCCUGGGCGGCGCGGGCUGGAUUCAGCGCGCCUCGCUGGACGGCGCCCGCCGCGACCUGCUGCACAACGGCACCAACGUCGGGGACAUCGCCCUGCACCUGCAGGAGCGGCUGGUGUACUGGGUGGACACGUCGGACACGUCGGUGUGGCGCAUGCGGUACGACGGCGCGGGCCGCUCGCUGGUGGCGCGUCUGUCGCCGCACCAGCACCACCCCGUCGCCAUCGCGCUCCACAAGCACUCCAUCUACUGGCUUGACACCAUGGUCGGUCGCGGCGCCGUGCUGUCCGCCCCGGUCGGCAACAUGUCGCGCUCCCGCGUGCUCAAGGACGACCUCGGGGACAGCCUCAGGGAUAUCUUUGUAUGGUCUCGCGAGUCUCAGCGCGCGAGCACGUCCCCCUGCCGGGCGACGCCGUGCGCGGCGCUCUGUCUGGCGAGCAGCGGCCGCGCGCGCUGCGUGUGCCCGCACGGGGAGCUGGCGCCCGACCGCCUCUCCUGCACGCCGUACAAGUCGUUCGUGAUGUUCGCCCGCGUGUCGCAGAUCGACUCGCUGCACCUGGACGGGCGCACGCUCAACGCGCCCUACCCGCCGAUACGCCACAAGGAGCUGAUGCGCAACGCGAUCGGGCUGGCGUACCAGUACAGCACGUCCACGCUGUUCUACUCCGACAUCCAGCGCGGCGCCAUCCACGCCGUGCACUUCAACGGGUCGAACCACCGCGUGCUCUUCACCAAGGUGGGUGCAGUGGAGGGCAUGGUGUUCAGCCCCGCGACGCGCUCGCUGUACUGGACGCGCACGAGCGGCGCGCUGGUGGCGGCGCGGCUCCCGGACGGGCCCCCCGUCACCGUGCUCAGACUCAGCCACGGGGACCGACCCCGGGGGAUCGACUUUGACCCCUGCCAAAUUCGUAUAUACUGGACGAACUGGAACUCGAGUCAUCCGAGCAUCGAGCGGGUCUACGCGUCUGGUCGCGGCCGUCAGGCCAUCGUGACCACCGCCGUGCUGAUGCCCAACGCCCUCGCGCUGGACCACGCCGACCGCAGGCUGUACUGGGCCGACGCCAGGCUCGACAAGAUCGAACGCAUGUACUACGACGGAUCGCACCGCCAGAUAGUGAGUACGGAGGGGGCGGAGCACCCUUUCGCGGUGUCGGUGUGGGGCGGCUGGGUGGUGUGGUCGGACUGGAUGGGGCGCGGCGUGCUGCGCGCCGACAAGCUCGCCGGCCACCCGCGCACCCUGCUCGCUGCUGACUCCCGUCCUAUGGCCGUCAUUAUCGUCGCGCCGGACCAACACACUUGCUCGGACGACCCGUGCGCGGUGUUGAACGGCGGGUGCGCAGAGAUCUGCAGCCGGGACGCGUCGGGCGGCGGCGCGCGGUGCGGCUGCGGGGGCGGCAGGACGCUGGCGGAGGACGGUCGCGCUUGCUCGCCCUCCUCGCAACCGGCGUGCCCCCCCGGGCAGUUCGCGUGCAGGAAGGGGGGCUGCAUCCCGGACGAGCUGGUCUGCGACGACGUGCCGCACUGCUCGCACGGCUCCGACGCUAGCGACGAGGACUUGUUCUAUUGCACCUCCCGCACGUGUCCGGUGGAGGGGGUGCGGUGCGGCGCGGGGGGGCGCUGCGUGGCGCCGGACCGGCUGUGCGACGGACGGUUCGACUGCGACGACGCCAGCGACGAGGCGCACUGCGCCUGCGGACCGCAGCAAUACAAAUGUGAGAACGGUCUGUGCGUGGGCGUGGCGGCGCGCUGCAACGGCGCGGUGGAGUGCGCGGACGCGUCGGACGAGCGCGGCUGCGGGGCGCACACGUGCGGCGCGCUGGGGCCGGACGCGCUGUCCUGCCGCAACGGCUCGGGCUGCUACCUGCGCCUGUGGACCUGCGACGGGUACGCGGACUGCGCCGACGGCACCGACGAGCGCGACUGCGGGCACUACCACUCCGAAGCACCAACAACGGAAGUGAUCGUGGACACAUUCGAGGAGUUGACCCCGCAGCACUGCGACGAGGGUCAGUUCCGGUGCGGAGGCGACUCCGCGGCGCCCGCCGACGUCGCCGAGUGCAUCCCCGCGGAGUGGCGCUGCGACGGACGCGUCGACUGCACGGACGGCAGCGACGAGGCACUGCACUGCGGUCACCGGGCGCACAACACGACGUGCGGCUCCCACACGUUCCACUGCGCGGGCGGCGCGUGCGUGCCGCUGGGCGCGCGCUGCGACGGCGCCGCGGACUGCGAGCACGCGGACGACGAGGCCGACUGCCCCUGCGCCCUCGACACCUUCGCCUGCGCCGGCUCCGGACUCUGUCUGCACGCUAACCUGUACUGUGACGGCGACGCGGACUGCGAAGACGGAUCGGACGAGCCCGCGGGCUGCGUGUCCCCCGCGCCGCCCCCCACCGCGUCACCGCCCCCCACCUCGCACCCCUUGUGUGCCGCGAUGUCCGGCUCGGUAUACUGCGCCGGUAGGUGUAUACCGAAAGAGUUAGUGUGCGACGGAAGGAACAACUGCGAGGACUCUGGGGGAAGCGGAGCGGGAACCGACGAAGAUCCUUUGAUCUGUAGUUCGUUCGCAUCCGCGACGGGCAGCACUAGUCACGAGAGCGCCGGCGAAUGCGAGCGAGGGGAGUGGCAGUGCGGAGACGGAGGCUGCGCCCCGCGAGACGCGCUCUGCGACGGCACGAGGGACUGUGAAGACUACACUGAUGAGUUUCCUUGCGAUAUAAACGAGUGCGCCACACUGAACGGGGGGUGCUCGCACAACUGCACGGAGCUGCCGGUGGGGCGCGCGUGCUGGUGCCGGGCGGGCUGGCGCGGCAGCGGGACCGCGUGCGCGGACGUGGACGAGUGCUACGAGGACCAGCCCUGCGAGCAGCACUGCAGGAACACGCUGGGCAGCUUCGUGUGCUCGUGCGCGGCGGGCUACAGAUUAGCGGACGACGGCGUCAGCUGCUCGCCGGUGUCGUCGAUCAAGGCGUCCCUAGUGUUCACGAACCGAUACUACAUCCGGCGCGCGUCGCUGCACGCGGGGGCCAGCUCGCUGCUGGUGCACAACCUCACCAACGCGGUGGCACUGGACGCGCACUGGAGCUCCGGCUGUCUCUACUGGAGUGACGUCACCCUCCUCGGCUCCUCCAUCAAGCGCCAGUGUCGACCUCGGGUAGGCCCUGCGACAGUCCUGCACGCGGCGACGCUGCAGAACCCGGAUGGUCUGGCGGUGGACUGGGUGGGAGGCAAUCUGUACUGGUGUGACAAAGGUACCGACACACUGGAGGUAUCCCGUCUGGACGGUCGGCACCGUCGCGUGCUGCUCAGGGACGGGCUGCAGGACCCGCGGGCCCUCGCCCUGCUGCCCGCUCGCGGCUGGAUGUACUGGUCGGACUGGGGCGCCUCCCCGCACAUCGGCCGCGCCGGAAUGGACGGCUCGAACAGACGACUGUUGAUCACAUCCGGACUGGGCUGGCCCAACGCCCUCACGCUAUGCCACGCAUCCAACGACCUCUACUUCGCCGACGCCAGGGAGGAUUAUAUAGCUGUCGCCGAUCUGGAUGGCAACAAUGUGCGGAUUCUAUUCUCUAGAGAGAGCAUGCCGUGGCUGAGGCUGCACCACGUGUUCGCGAUGAGCGUGUGGGAGGGCCGCGUGUACUGGAGCGACUGGGAGACGCGCGCCGUGGAGUCCUGUCGGCGGCGGCCGCGCCGGGGCUACAAGGAAUCUAAUGCAACGUUAGAUCUGAGCACGGGAGGAGCCUACGAGUGCGAGGUGGUAGUGCACACUGUGCACAAGCCUAUGGACCUCAGGAUCUUCCACCCAGCACGUCAGCCACCACAACCCGAGAUAACAGAGCUGUGUGCGUCGCUGAACUGCUCGGGGCUGUGCCUGCUGUCCCCGGCGGAGGGCGGAGUGCAGGCCCGCUGUGCGUGUCCGGAGCACUGGCUGCUGGCUGCCGACGGGCGCUCCUGCGUGCACAACUGUACCGCAGCACACUUCGUCUGUCGCACCACGCUCAAGUGCAUCCCCUACUGGUGGCGAUGCGACACUCAGGACGACUGCGGCGACGGUUCGGACGAGGGAGCUCACUGCCCGAAGUUCUGGUGCUCGCCGGGACAGUUCCAGUGCGACGGGUCUCGCUGCCUCCACCCGGGAUACAUCUGCGACGGCACUCCGCACUGCGCCGACCGCAGCGACGAGCGGGACUGCGACCGCUUCACCUGCCUCGCCGCGCAGUGGAAGUGCCGCGGCAACAGCACCGCGCGCGUGUCCGCCCGCUGCGUGCCCGGCGCCGCACGCUGCGACGGCGUCAGCGACUGUCACGACGGCGACGACGAGCUAGACUGUCCGCCGCGCACCUGUCCACCGCACCAGUUCGAAUGUGGCGACGGAGCGUGCGUGCCGCUAGUGUGGGUGUGCGACGAGGACUGGGACUGCGCGGACGGGUCGGACGAGCGGGCCGCGUGCGAGGAGCGCGCGUGCGGGCGGGACGAGUUCCGGUGCGGCUCGGGGCGCUGCGUGCCGCGGGCCUGGCGCUGCGACGGCGAGCCGGACUGCCCGGGCCGCGAGGACGAGCGCGCCUGUCCGCCGCCGCCGCGCUGCGACCCCACCUACUUCCGCUGCGGGGACGGGCGCUGCGUGCCGGGCCGCUGGCGGUGCGACGGCGAGGACGACUGCGGGGACGCCGGCGACGAGCUGGGCUGUGCGCCGCGCCGCUGCUCCGAGUCCGAGCAGCGCUGCGGGACCGGCGAGUGCGUGGCGCGGGCGCUGCGCUGCGACGGCGCGCCGCACUGCGCCGACGCCAGCGACGAGGCCGACUGUGCCGGCCGCUGCGGACCGGGCUCCAGGCCUUGCGCCGACAAUAAGCAAUGCGUUCUCAACGAGUGGUGGUGCGACGGGUCGUGGGACUGCGGAGACGGGUCGGACGAAGCGCGGUGCGGGGUGCAACAGUGCGGAAUGCGGAUGGAGUGCGGGGCGCGGUGCGAGCCCCCCGCCUGGCGGUGCGACGGUCGCCAGGACUGCCCCGGAGGGACCGACGAAGAGACACAGCACUGUGCCGCUGCCGCUUGUCAUCCGGACAUGUUUCGGUGCGGCGACCACACGUGCGUGCCGGGCGCGCUGCUGUGCGACGGGCACCGCGACUGCGCCGCCGGGGAGGACGAGGCCGCCUACACCUGUGCAGGAAAAAAUGUGAGGGGCGCGGAGAGGGAGUGCAUCGCGGGAAUCGAACCCUGCGCGGACACCGGUCUGAACAAAGCCUGUAAAUGGGACACGUGCUCGCAGCUCUGCGUGCCGAAACAAAACAAUCACACGUGCAAGUGUGUCCCGGGAUACAAGCAACGUCAGCUGUCCGACGGCACGCUCACGUGUGAAGUCGUCAGCGGAGAAAAGCCCACGGUGCUGGUAUGUGAGGGGGGCGGGGUGCGGGUGUGGGAGCCGCGGAAGGAGCCCGUCGCGCGACCCUCCUCCAUCCGCAACAACUACACAGCGGAGAUAAACGCGAUCGCCGGAGCAUACAUAAACGGCACAUGGUGGGCGUGGUGGGGGGAAGAGGGGGGCGCCCUCGUCAGGCGGAACAUAUCCGACAUGAUGCGGGACAAGACCAUGCAGGCCAACCAGGGCGAGAUACUUCUACACGAGGAGGGCAGCAUCCGAGGAGUGACCAUAGACUAUGUGUCCGGGCGCAUAUACUGGACGGUGUCCGGGACGGGUGCGGGGGCGCGCGGGCGCGGGGCCGUCGCCCCGGGAGGACACGAGGGGGCGCUCCGGGUCGCCGGCCUGGAUGGUCGCCGCCGCGUCACCUUGUAUUCGCGACGCGGCGCCGAACCUGAUGAUGUUAUCUUUUCUAACCUAACCAGAUACAUUUACUGGUCGGACCGGGGCUCGUCCCCCGGGGUGUACCGGCUGGGGGCGGCGGGGGGGCGCGCGGAGGCGCUGGUCCGGGGCCGCGUGCGCCGCGUCACCGCACUCACGCUGCACGAGGAGGGCGCCCGCCUGUACUUCGUGGAUGGAUACUACGGUACUCUCGAGACGGUCAGAACGGACGGCUCCGGGAGGACCCUGCUGGCGGAGUUCAGGCUCAGACCUCAUGGUGCACCAAUUGCACCUCAUGUAUAUCAGGAUGGAGAGCUGAUGUCUCGCAGCGCGACGUCGGGUCCGGUCCGCAGCGUGUGGUGGCGCGCGUGUGUGCGGCUGCGGGUGUGGGAGGAGUGGGUGUGGUGUGGCGCAGGGCGGGGGCUGGCGAGGGUGCGACGCCGCCCCCUUCCCGCCACACCUGACCUGCCCCGUGCGCCCCCAUCACGGCCCCUGCGCUUGCCGCCCCUCACUGCGCUGACUCUAUUGCAUCCCAUCAUGUUUACUUCGAGUCCGGACCCGUGCGAGCAGGCGUGCGACGCGAGCGCGCUGUGUGUCCGCACCGAGCGGGACCCCGGACACGACUGUCUCUGUCCAGACGGACUCACGCAAAGGGAAAUCAAGGGUCGUCGGCAAUGCGUGAUUCCUUCAGGCGAAGUUCCCAACACCACAACAUCCGGUGGAUCAUCGUGUCCUCUCCGGUGCGGGGCGGGGACCUGCGAGGAGGCGGGGGGUCUGCCGCGGUGUCGGUGCCCCCCGCUGUACGCCGGCCCGCACUGCCAGCACUACCGCUGCGCGCACUACUGCCACCUGCACGGACGCUGCAUGCUCGACGUCGAGGCGACGAGCCACAACGCCGUCGAAGCCACCGAUAACUCCACCGCGCUGCCCCCGCUCAAGUGCAUCUGUAACCCUGGAUAUACGGGCCCGCGCUGCGAGUCGGCGCUGGAGGUGGCGGACCCGUGCGCGUCGGUGCGCUGCCGGAACGGGGGGACGUGCCGGCGCGGGGCGGGGGGCGCGCAGUGCGAGUGCGGCGCGCGGUACGCCGGCCCGCACUGCGAGCUGUGCGCCGGGGAGCCGCCCUGUCCCCCCGGCACGGCGUGCACGCACACGGACGCCGGCCCCUACUGCAACACCACGGAAUGUCAAGACUUCUGUUUAAACCAGGGCACGUGCCGCGUGUCGAGUGCGGGCGUGCUGCGCUGCGAGUGCGGCGCGGGGUGGGGCGGGGAGCGGUGCGCGCGGCCCGUCUGCACCGACGCGCGCUGCACCGCAGAGCCGGCGGCAGUACCGUGCGGGGCGAGCCCGUGCGACCACGGCGGCUCGUGCGUGCACACAGAGCAGGGCGAGGUCUGCGAGUGCGCGGGCCCGUGGGGCGGAGCGCACUGCACGCUGUACGUGGGACACGACCACGCCUGCCGCAACAAGUGUCAACACCCUGCUCUGUGCGUUUGGGGACCAGACACUAGUGCAACAGAAGCUGGAUCCACACACUGUGUAUGUCCGGGAGGCGAGCGAUGCUUGGAGCGGCCCGAGGUAGCGGGCGCGGGAGCGGUGGACAGCGCGGGAGCGGGUGCGGGAGCGGGCGCGUGGGCGGGAGCGAUACUAGCGCUUAUAGCGUUAGCUGGUGCUGUAUUUGCUGCCCUAUUCGUUCUGCACAGGAGAAGGCACGGCGCGUUCGUGCACGCCCGGCUGGCGGACAACGUCGAGAUCAACAACCCCAUGUACCUGGCCGGGGAGGACGAGCCCGAGGGCGCGCACACGAACGGCGGCAAGCACUUCGCCAACCCCGUAUACGAGAGUGUGUACGCUCCUCAACAGAAUCCGACCGAGGAACAGGACAACCUGCUGUCCGCCGCAGACAGCCCGGCGCCGCCAGAGAGAGUCGCGCUCUUGUAGCGGGCGGAGUGACGUCACGGUGACGUCACGGCUGCGACGCGAUGCUGUGCCAAACUAGGAGUCGACUGACUGAACGCCUCGACGCCUGUACAGUGUGAUGUCUCGCGGGACAUGGCGGCCGGUACCUUACCACUCUUCGAUGUUUCGCUCCCCUAAUGUACAUUUUAUGUGUUGCUCAUGUAAUUAUGGUUUAUUCGACACUCACAGCUUUAAUAAAAGUUAUGAAAAAAAAAUUCUUAUAAUGCGAGAAGAAAUACAUCGUACAUCGAUAUUUUAUGAAAACCUGUUUCUUAUGUAAUUGAGAUUGUCCGCGAGCUAGUUGAGGACGAAUCUCUCUGUGGGUAUUUAUUGACCUUGAAAUGUUUACUUACCAUUGAAAUAAGUUUAAUUAUUAUUAAAUGAAUAUGUAAAUAAUGACAGUCUUGCCUCUAGCGAUACAAGCUUAGUUGUAGUUAAAUGAUGCGGAACCAACACGUAGAUUAGUUAGUUAGUUGAGACGCUGUCGGACCUCACGGCACUGCGCGGCGGACACUUUGAGGCCACAAGGGAGCUCACGUGACCGGGUUGUGUUUUUAUGAUAUUAAUAUGAUUAAUGAACACGUUUUGAGUAACGCGUAUUCCAUUUUUGGACCUUUUAAUGUUUGUUAAUGUGUUCAUUUUGUUCGUAUCAAAUGUGUCAAUGUUCAUUUUAUGAAGCGUAUGUCUCCGUCGCACGACUAAACCUUUCAAUAGAAACAAUGAGGUGUUUCACAUAAUACUUGUGCAUGUUUAAUCUUAAGUACAAAUAGGUAAAUUUUUAAAUAAAUCUACUACAUAACAUCAAAA